CUCAUCUGGUUUCUUAGAGGUUCCAGACACCAUGUUCACUGCUUGCAUACUCUGAGGCAUGACAUGGUUCAGGAUUAUUCAUAGAGAGGGAGCUAACGCAGAGAGAUGGACUUUAGACAAAUGAGGCAUUAAAACAACUCAACUCAUCGGACUGGACAAACCACUUGAGUGGACCUUGGAGCACAAAAAGAAGGGAAGUGGAAUUGUUCCAUUAUGGCAGUCCCAAAUGACAGCUUGAGUUUUAACUCCACCAUCUCUCCUUAUACGAGCAAAAACAGUGAGAAUGCGUCUGUUUGCACCGACUGGCCACCGGUACCCAUGACCACCAUCAUCCCCUCCAUCUACAGCAUUAUCUGCGUACUGGGCAUCAUUGCCAACACACUGGCCGUGUCCGUGUUGGCCCACACAAGCGCCUCGAGGAGAACUGUGGCCAACACCUUCAUGCUGAACCUUUGCGUGUCGGACCUUUUGUUCCUGCUGUCCCUCCCACUCUGGGCUGUUUACUACUCGCAAGGGUACAGCUGGCUCUUCGGAAGAGUAGCCUGCAAGAUCUCCGGAAGUCUUCAUAAUCUCAACCUGUAUGCCUCCAUAUUCUUCAUCACCUGCAUGAGCGUGGACAGGUACCUUGCUCUGGUGCACCCACUGCGCUCUCAGAGUGUUCGAGACCUGAAACGUGCUAAGCUCAUGUGCAUCCUGGUGUGGGUUCUGGCACUGGCUUGCACGGCGCCAACCAUAGCUUUGAGGGACACGCGCUACAUCGAGGAGUACGACGUGGAAGCUUGUGUGAUUAGCUAUCCGGAUCUCACCUGGUAUCGCAGCCUGGCCUGGAUGAAAAUACUUCUGGGCUUUUUGCUGCCAAUGAUCAUCAUCUCUUGUUGCUACUGCGCCAUUGGCAGACACUUCUUGGCUGGCCCUGGACUCAUAAGCCUGCGGAGACCACCACACUCUGGCAGCGCAUUUAAAUCCUCAAGGUCACAGGACAGCUGCGGUAAACCAGAGCGACCCUCGACCACAUGUGUGAACCCCAGCUCCAGUGGAAGCAAACCCAUGGAGGGAAGGGGGCUGGAAAGGGUCUUAUGGACUGUGGCUGCUGUUGUCUUGGCCUUCUUCCUCUGCUGGUUCCCCUUCCAUUGCGUGACCUUUAUUGACAUACUGAAGAGUUACAACUGGUUGGACAGUUGCUGGGCACGGUGGGCUGUCCAGAAUCUCACACCGCUCAGCCUCUGCUUGGGCUUCUCCAACUCUGCCAUCAACCCUGUGCUGUACUGCUUCAUCGGGAACCAUUUCCGGGGCCGACUGGGCGCCCUCAGUAAGGGUCUGUGUGUACGUUUGAAGGCACGUGAGGAGGAUCACAGUCAAAAGAGGGGCUCUUUCAGCACUAGGCUCAGUUCUUUCUCCCGAAAACUCAGUGACUUGAAAGAUCUGGCAAUUGUUGAAGCCUCUGCACAUGCUUAGGUGACUGACGAGCUAACCACACGGGGUUGAUACAGGAAUAGUAAGGAGGGAAAAAUACUGUCACCUGAAGAUUGAGACUGAUUUUGCAAUUGCCAACUGAUUUUUCAAAGCAACGGAGAUCGUAUGUUUUACUGUUUUUGAAAUACAAUUGCAAAGUUGUUACUGAACACAAACUUAGUCUACAUUUUUCUCCAUCCUUCAUGCAGUGUGUGAAUAGAAGGUCACCAGACUUCCGUAGAGUCCAUUGUAGAACAUGUUAAUCUGAUGCAGCAUGCUUUUUCCCCAAUAUGACUUCUCUGCACAUCCUUAAUAAUAAGAAGAACCGAUCUGUGUUCGGUUGUUGUUCCUUUAGGUAUCCUCCAUGAAUGCACUGAAAGGAUUCAGAUGGUAAAGUAAAGCACCACCUUUGGAAUGUCAUAUUAACCUGUGUUAGCUUGUUUUUUCAGGGUCAAGUUUGUAUCUGCUAUACAUGCUGUUCAACAAAACAUUGCAGUAGCCUACAGUAAAGACCAACGGCAAUUUAAUUGAUUUUAUUUACAUCUUAAUCCUGUGAUUACGGGUGUUUUCCUGGUUCUCUGACUUCCUUAGUCCAUUAUGACCACUCACACAAAUGAACGGGAUUUAGCAUGAGGAACACACAUACAGUAAAUAAAAAAGUAAAAGGAUAAACAGGGAUUAUGUUUUAAUGUAAAGUACAUUGUGAUACACUAUGGCCACAUGCACAGCCCGAGUGCCAAGACAACUGCAUAUUCUGCUUCAGCAAAGAUAUAACAGCUCAGUUUUUAUUGACACUGUCAGAGGUAUUAAUUUAACGAUAUGUUUAUUAGGUUGUAAAACUGCACUUCACCACACUGAAGGCUGUCUAAUAUUAUGACUAUAUACGAUCUCUCCUUUCCUUUCAACUAAUGCCAUCUCACAAGCUAACAAAAGGUGAGGUUUGAAAUGUUUUGGUUUGGUUUGCUAUUGCUCAACUUUAUGUUGUACAGUGUACAGUCGAAUGGGAACUUCUAGGUCAUGUUUGAAGUUACCACAAUUGUAUUCCCUCCAAAUUAUACAUCGGUAAUAAUAUCACUGAUAUGAAUUUAAGGGGGGGCGGGGAAUAAAAAGCGGCAAAUACAUUUGAAAAUAGAUUCUAUGAUACUUAUGUAUGUUCCAGUCAGAAUAUAUCCAGCCAACAAAUACCCACUUGAUGUCAAAAUCUGACUCGGGUAUAAUUUUCUUUGGAGUAAGUCACUAAGUGUGAUUAAAAUUUAUUGUUUCACUUUUUAGAAUGUAAGGCACUUAAAACAUUUAUUAGACCGGUAGCCAGAGAAAGGUUUAUGCCUCAGUUGUCGUAAAUUAUCAGCAUUGGUAUUUACCACAAUCAUGGUUUAUGGUUGUAUAAUGGCUAUUACGCUUGUUUGUAGAUCCUAAUCAUAAUUAAAAUGCUACAACAUAAUUGUUAAUAAAUGUAUGAUACACUAACACUUAUUAAGAUGUUGAUUUCCUACAGAAGAGCAUAGUAAGUUCAAAUGUGGGUAUUAAAAUGGUGAAUUCAGUUCCUCUUCAAAAUAAUGAAAUGUUGAGCACUCACUGAACUCAACUCAAGUCAAUUUAAAGCACUUUAUGUGGCCGUAUAUUCUCUUCAUGACUGGUGGUCAAAUACAUUUGUCAAGAGUUGCAUUCUGUAUCGAAAUAAAUACAGAUAUUACAUUAUUUCAUAGGUCUACCGUCAAACAGUUAAUCCAAUCUCACUAUUGUACAGUAUUAUUUAAAAUAUGUUGAGUAAAGUAAUUCCUUUGCCUGAAUUUCAAAAGAAAAACCGGACAGCAAUAUGUUUAGUCCCUCGUCCUCCUCGAAUGAUCUCACAAUGCAUUGCACAUAUCAAGGCUGUCGAACAUAGUCUCAUACAGAUGCUCUGAUAAUGCAUUCCAGUCCAAACACUUGUGUUGUACUAAUCAAUGGACUAUCUUUGUCUGCUACUUGUGUCUGCUAUAGAUCAUCCACAAAUCUGACUGACCCUGGCCUGCCCCUAUGUGAGCUGGGAAUUCAUAGAGGGGAUUUGUUUUCCCUGCUGAAAGCCACCCAACACCUCGAAAUCUGACGAAACCUAUUAUAUGAUUGAUCAAGUGUUAGACCUUGGUGUGUAUUAAAGAAUUUCACAUUUUUCA
Syngnathus acus (greater pipefish) is the source of this 3605-nucleotide messenger RNA. It is a transcript of the gene agtr2, whose product is annotated as angiotensin II receptor, type 2. The record is from RefSeq and is a predicted model, not a curated record. Bases 214 to 1455 code for a protein of 413 amino acids. NCBI's taxonomy places the organism in Eukaryota, Metazoa, Chordata, Actinopteri, Syngnathiformes, Syngnathidae. The transcript has 2 exons. Gene Ontology annotation, biological process: G protein-coupled receptor signaling pathway; immune response. Gene Ontology annotation, cellular component: membrane. Gene Ontology annotation, molecular function: G protein-coupled receptor activity.